Trypanosoma grayi is the source of this 564-nucleotide messenger RNA. RefSeq lists its product as hypothetical. Bases 1 to 564 code for a protein of 187 amino acids. The record is from RefSeq and is a predicted model, not a curated record. The transcript has a single exon. NCBI's taxonomy places the organism in Eukaryota, Euglenozoa, Kinetoplastea, Trypanosomatida, Trypanosomatidae.
AUGUCCACUCUGGAGGAGGAGACGUUUCUACGACUUCUCACGAGAAUAGACAAUGAGGAGUACAGCCCCAACUUGGGUGAACGAGCUGUUCUUUACCGUGCGUUCAACAGCACGCUUAACCCUUUAGGAAUUUACUUCGCAUUUGUCGGUGCGGUUGGGGGUUUUAUGGGUAUGAGCUAUACGCGAAAACCUUCUUGGCGAGCAUUUGGUGCGUUAUUGGGUUCCCUGUACUCUUUUGAGGUGUCUUGGGGUUUUCAAGGCCAUCAGCCUUGUUUCAGUUUCUUUAACGACAUUCGAUCGGUAGACGGCCAAGUACGAGACAAGGCGGGUGAGUGUCACGCAUCAGGGCAUUUGAGUAGAAGUUGUUUAUCACUUCGGGGGAUUGUUUUUGACUUUUUCACAUUGGACAGGACGGCAAAAUGGCUCUACACAGUUGUGUUUGCACCUGCCGGUCGAGCGCGCUGGUUCACGCAUUUUAGAAUGGAAUGGCUUGAGGGGUUGCCAAUAGAUCCAUUGACAUUAUGGUACUGGAGGUUUGCAGUGUCUCAAGCUGCUCGAAGGUAA